Messenger RNA from Oppiella nova, 2001 nucleotides. The record is from the annotation of a GenBank genome assembly. NCBI's taxonomy places the organism in Eukaryota, Metazoa, Arthropoda, Arachnida, Sarcoptiformes, Oppiidae.
AUGAAAGCCAAUGAACUGAAGGCUGAGCUGCGCUACGAUUGGCUGAGCGCUGAGCCAAUGGUACUAAUGGUUGGCCCCCAACGACACGCCGUCACUGGUCUGGUGACCACCACUCAGGAGGUGUCGGGCGAAGUGAGCGCACGGCAGACACCGCUCACUGAAGACAAUUGCGUGGAUUUGGGGUAUUAUUUGCAUCGAAACAAAUUGGGCGAAGGUGGUUUCGGGACAGUCCGGUUGGCCACACACCUCAAGACUGGCCAUAAGGUGGCCGUCAAGAUAAUGAACAAAAACAAGUUGGGAGCCGACUUAUGUCGAGUGCGAGUUGAGAUCAAUUCGCUGAAAGUCUUGAAACACGAAAACAUCGCAAAACUGUUACAAGUCAUCGAAACUCAGAAUGAAAUUUAUCUCAUUCUUGAGUACUGCUGCGGAGGAGAACUCUUUGAUUAUUUGGUGUCAAAGUCGAGACUCACGGAAAGGGAGACCAAAGUAAUAAUGAAGGAUUUGGUGACCGCUUUGGCGUAUAUCCACAGCAAUGGCUUCGCUCACAGAGAUCUUAAACCCGAGAAUAUUCUCUUUGACGCCAAACACAGAAUCAAAUUAAUCGACUUCGGACUCGCGGCCAACGGACGGGACAACAACAACUCUUUGGCCCAUUUGUCGACGUGUUGUGGGAGUCCGGCCUACGCGGCACCGGAACUACUUCAAGGGCCCAACUACUCGGGACAGGGGGUUGACGUGUGGAGCGCUGGUGUACUGCUGUUCGCACUUCUUGUGGGACGCCUUCCCUUCGAUGACGACAACAUCGCCGCUCUCUAUAAGAAGAUUCAGCAUAACAAACGUUACGUUACCUUACGGACUAACCGACAGUCGGCUGCGAUCUUAACCCAUCGAUGGCUAAGGGAUGAGAUGAUCGGUUCAAACACUUGCGUUCAAGUGAUGAAAGCAAAUCUGGACGAAGAAGUCUUCUUCCAGUGUCACCGACUCUUCCCAGAGGUUCCGCUCAAAGAGUUGCGACAAAAUAUUUUGCAUGGAUUUGGAUACCAAACGGCCUGUUAUUGGCUGCUGAAGAUGAACGCCAACACCGUUCAGCCGCUGCCCUUAAAUGUGGUUAAUUCGCCGCUGACUCUCAAUAAGCCAACUGUCCAAAGACGACGGUCCAGGAGUGUAGACGACACCAUCAAUAAUGAAAAUAACAUUCGGCCCAAACUGAAGCGUAAAUUCAUAGAUACCGUGAACUCUCCGAUGCCUAACCUUCCCAAGCGUCUGAUGCUGGACGUGAAGACCUCAUCGCCCGGCAAGUCUCCCAACACUAGAGUCCCGGUUUUGGUCUCGCAUUCACCGAAACUCACGCCAAACGCAAAGGACGAGCGAAAGCUAAAGGAAAUCAAAUCCCCCGUCAAUUCGCCAGUGAUUGCCAACAAAAAGGCGCGACUCUUCCAUGGCUUGAAUGACAGCUUCAAGAGUCCGCUACUGAAUCCCAAUGCGAGCAACGAAUGGACAAAAACGCCAUUCAAUGCCAAAAUUGAAUGCACGCCCAAGAAGUCACUGUUGAAGCGCUUCCUGGAGACGGCCACACCCGCCAAGAGUCAGACGCCCAGAGCUAUCACCACAUCGACGACAAUGAAGAACAUAACUCUCACCAAAUUCACGGAACCCAACAAAUGCAUCGAUAAACUCAUUGAGACGUUGACUGCGAAAGGCAUUCAAUGCAAACAAAAAGAUUUCUCUUUGCGGUGCGUAUUGUCGACCAAUAAUGUGAUUGUGUUGUCGUUUAAUCUGGAAAUCUGUAAGUUUGACAAUCAGUGUGUCAUUCAACGCAAACGACUCAAAGGCGACGCUUGGAAUUACAAGAAGGUCUGCGAAGAGAUCCUUAGGAUCAGCAAUGAGUGAACUAUUGGUGAUAAUCAAUGGUCCACUCAAUGAGUUCCUGAAUCUGUAUUUAUGAGCAAUUAGUUCGCAUUCAUAUUAACUGUAUUUAUCCCAUAAAAAAGUAUUCAUCGC